Vigna unguiculata (cowpea) is the source of this 690-nucleotide messenger RNA. RefSeq names its product Cupredoxin superfamily protein. Gene Ontology annotation, cellular component: plasma membrane. NCBI's taxonomy places the organism in Eukaryota, Viridiplantae, Streptophyta, Magnoliopsida, Fabales, Fabaceae. The record is from RefSeq and is a predicted model, not a curated record. Gene Ontology annotation, molecular function: electron transfer activity.
AACAACGCUAAAACAUAACAAAGAUAAUAACAGGGACCCAAAAGGGAAAGAGAGAUGGGGCACAAGAACACAAUUUUCUUGGCACUGAUUAUUGUUUUGAUCACAAAUGAGGGCAUGGCAGAACAGCAUGCAGUUGGUGGAAGCCAAGGUUGGGAUGCAUCCACAGACUUCAAGUCUUGGGUUUCAGGCCAAACAUUUAAUGUUGGCGAUCAACUUGUUUUCAAGUACUCUUCUGGGCUGCAUAGCGUGGUUGAACUAGGCAGUGAGAGUGAGUACAAGAAUUGUGAUGUUGGGAAUGCAGUGAACUCAAUGAGCAGUGGCAAUGAUGUUGUGAAACUGAACAAGCCUGGUACACGUUACUUUGCAUGUGGUACUUUAGGUCAUUGUGGUCAAGGUAUGAAGGUGAAGAUCACAACAGUGUCUGGAACAUCAUCAUCUUCUUCUUCUUCUUCUUCUUCACCUACUUCAUCUUCAGCCUCACACUGCUUCACCUCUCUUCUGCUCAUUGUUGCAUCGUUCAUUGCCUCUCUACUUACACAGUUUUGAUUCACGAUAUAAGUUGAGCUUGUUCAAGUUUUUCUAGCAUGGUCAUUUUCAAAUAAUAGUUAAAUAACAUUGGUCAUGGACAUUUCUUUUAAUCAAUUUCGAAUUGUUAUACAGAGAAUAUCAAUAGUGGUGUACUUUUUGAGA